ACGCCUGAGACAUCAGCCAGAGACGUCAUCACUGCGUGCCACACAGCACGGAUGGGUUUAACAAAUGUGUUGAGCUAAUGGCUAAUUUUUUGUAGGUUUUUGAGCUCAUCUCGCGCAGAAAAUGUCGGUAUUUCACGACGAAGUAGAGAUCGAAGACUUUGAGUAUGACGAGGAGACGGAGACGUAUUACUUCCCCUGUCCUUGUGGAGACAAAUUCGCCAUAAGUAAAGAGGAUCUGGAGAACGGGGAGGACGUGGCCACAUGUCCCAGCUGCUCUCUCAUCGUUAAAGUUAUCUAUGAUCAGGAGCUGUUCAUGUCGGGAGAAAUCAUCGAAGCGCCGUCGUCCACGGAAACCAAACGGGAGCUGGUUCAGUCCUCGUGACCCCCCCACCCCCCCCAAAUCAUCAUCAUCAUGUGUAAAACAACGUACUGUACCUUUUAAAUCCCCUUUUAUUUAUGCAGAGAGGCAGACAGCUUCAUGUUUUAUGGAUCAAUCUUCAGUGUGAACAUAAAAAACCUCAUCAUCAAAGUUUGUUUUAUCAGAAAUUUGGGUUUCUUAACAACCAAAUUGCCCAAAAUUAACACGGCUGCAUGAUGUACGUUAUAUGGAACCCAUAAACGAUCUUCACAGGUACAAUUAAUCAUUACUUUCAUUGAAAUUUUGGAGUUUUAUUCAAUUUUAUAACAUUUGAAUAUAUUUUUUAAAUGGUCUAAAGACUAAAGUUUGACAUUAAACAGUCUGUGAUUCAUUCAACAUCUUCUGAUAUUAACUAUUAGUCAACAAAAUGCAUCAUUUCAGCUUUUUUUACUCAAAAAUGAGGUAUAUUGUCAUUUAAAUUUGAUUUAAUGAACAUGAAUUUAAAAAAGUGUUUAGAAAAGUUCAAAAAAAAAGUUAAUUUUCAAUUUAUCAUGGAGGUCUGGUCAUGUCUCAGAGUAUUAACUUAUAUUUUACUGUCUCGUGUGUAAAUAUUUAUGUUUUAACAGAAUUAAAACUCUUCAAACAGCA
Perca fluviatilis (European perch) is the source of this 1006-nucleotide messenger RNA. RefSeq names its product diphthamide biosynthesis 3 (gene dph3). Gene Ontology annotation, biological process: protein histidyl modification to diphthamide. The transcript is spliced from 3 exons. The record is from RefSeq and is a predicted model, not a curated record. NCBI's taxonomy places the organism in Eukaryota, Metazoa, Chordata, Actinopteri, Perciformes, Percidae. Bases 122 to 382 code for a protein of 86 amino acids. Gene Ontology annotation, molecular function: metal ion binding.